GUCCCUUUUCCGCGCCUGACGUGCAUGAGCCACCACAACCGGAGAACCCAUGCUGGCUCCUUGCUUCAUCUUGUGAUUUGCUUUUUGUAGCGCAUCGACGAGUCAUAUUGCUCUCGUUGCGCUUUUUUCUAGAGAUCUUAUUUCGCCAUGUCGGCAAGACCGUCGCGGCGGGCUGCAGCUCGGCGCCAAACAAUUGUCGAAUCUUCAGACGAGGGGGGUUCAGACGCGCCCCAGGUUGCGGAGGAUAGUGAAGAUGAAUUUACACCUGCCCCAGCUCCCACGCCACGACGCGCGACCCAGAGCAGGCGGAGGACAAUGGCUGAAAUGACGCCGACACCAACCCCGGCACCGCCCCCUAAGCGCCGUGGACGCCCACCUAAGAAGAGCGCCGCUGCUCCUUCUUCCGUCGCCGAGUCAAGCGAAGUGCUCGAAGCUGAUCAGACAGCUACAACCGGGACGACAUCAACGACAGCAGCCGCGGAGGAAGAAGACGCACCGCCUCCCAAGCGCCGUGGACGGCCGGCUAAGAGGAGCGCCGCUGCUCCCUCUGCUCCCCCUUCCAUUGUCGAGCCCAGCGAGGUGCUGGAUCCCGAUCAGACAGCAACCGCCGAGACGACGGCAGCACCGGACAACGAGGUUACACCAGUCAAGAAGCCUGCCCGGGGCGGGCGAAAGAGUGUCGCACCAAGGGCCAGCAAGUCGGCGACUCCCGAACUAGAGCCGCCGCAGGUGAAGCAGCCUCUGUCGUCGCCAGGCACCGCGGAGCUUCAUAGUGUUCCGUUUGCCGACAUUACAACCGCCACUGUCAAUGAGCAGCGCCGGCAAGAAGAUGAGACGGUCCUGGCAGCCGCAACCAAGCCCGUAAAUGCCAUGGAGACCAUCCUCGAGAAGCCCAUGGACAUCAUGCUUAAAUCGCGCACCAUGGCCAUGCCAAAAGUCGAGGAUACUGGACCGAAGCCGCGCCUUGUCAUCACUUACCUUAUACUCACUAAUUUCAAGAGUUACGCUGGCCGGCAGGAGGUUGGACCUUUCCACGCGUCCUUCUCUUCGGUCGUUGGUCCAAAUGGUUCCGGCAAGUCCAACGUCAUCGACUCCUUGCUCUUCGUCUUUGGUUUCCGAGCCAGCAAGAUGAGACAGGGCAAGAUCUCUGCGCUGAUCCACAAUUCGGCCCAAUAUCCGAACUUGGACUACUGCGAAGUCGCCGUGCACUUCCGGGAGGUCAUGGACCUGCCCGGUGGCGGCCACGAGGUCAUCCCGGAUUCGGAUCUGGUCAUCUCACGCAAAGCAUUUAAGAACAACUCAAGCCAAUACUACAUCAAUGACAAGUCGUCCAACUUCACGACGGUAACGACCUUGUUGCGUGACCGCGGUAUUGAUUUGGACCACAAACGGUUCUUGAUUCUGCAGGGCGAGGUCGAGUCUAUUGCUCAGAUGAAGCCAAAGGCCGCCAAUGAACACGAGGAUGGCCUACUCGAGUAUCUGGAGGAUAUCAUCGGCACCUCCAAGUACAAGACCCCAAUCGAAGAGGCGGCCGCCGAGGUUGAGACGCUGAACGAGAUCUGUCUGGAAAAGAGUGGGCGCGUGCAGCAUGUGGAGAAAGAGAAGAACAGCCUCGAGGACAAGAAGGAGAAGGCGCUGGCUUUUGUUCGCGACGAAAACGAGCUUGCCAUGAAGCAGUCAGCCCUGUACCAGCUCUACAUCAGCGAAUGCGAUGACAAUAUCGCUGUCACGGAGGAGGCUAUCGGUCAGAUGCAAGCGCAGCUCGAUGCCGAGCUCGAAAAGCACCACGGCAGUGAGCAGGUCAUCAAGCAGCUCGAAAAGGCCUACUCGAAAGGAAGCAAGGAGUAUGAGGCUCAAGAGAAGGAGGCGCAGGCCUUGAUCAAGGAGAUGACCAAGUUCGACCAGGAGCGCGUCAAAUUCGAUGAGAAGCGCAAAUUUCUUGCAGACAAGCGGAAGAAGCUGGAGAAGACCAUCGCCAACGCCGAGGGCUCCGCUUUCGAGGCAGAACAGACUAUUGAACAGUGCACCCACGAAAUCGAGACUCGUACUCAAGAGAUUGCCGAACUUGAACAGCAAGUCAAGGAGGAAGAAGUGGAGCUGGCCAACAUCCGCGACAGCCUGAAGGGCAAGACACAGCAUCUUUCUGAUCAGAUUGCUGCGAAGCAAAAGUCUCUCGAGCCAUGGAAGGAGAAGAUCAAUCAGAAGCAAUCCGCCAUUGCUGUUGCCGAGAGUGAGAUGGCCAUUCUGCGAGAGAAGGCCAACGCCGGCACGGUCGCUCUCCAUGAGCUACGGGCCAAGAUUGCUGCCAUCGAAGAGAGUCAGGCGGCAAAGGCGGAAGAGCUCAAGCAGUGCCAGGCUGACAAGGCUGCCCUGCAGAAGGAGGGCAGGAGAGCCGUCGCCGAAUUGGAGAAGCUCUCAGAGGAAGAGCCGAAGCUCCGCGCGAAGCUAUCGAAUGCCCGGCAGAAAGCGGACGAGGCGAGGUCGAGCCUUUCCGCUACCCAAACGCAGGGCAACGUCCUCACGGCCUUGAUGCGCAUGAAGGAAUCGGGCCGUAUCGAAGGGUUCCAUGGCCGCCUUGGCAACCUGGGUACCAUCGAUCAGAUGUACGACGUUGCCAUCUCGACAGCUUGUGGUCAGCUUGACAACUUUGUCACGGACACCGUCGAGGCUGGCCAGCAGUGCAUUGAAUACUUGAGGAAGACCAACCUCGGCCGCGGCAACUUCAUCUGCCUCGACAAGCUCAGAGUCCGUGACCUAUCCCCUAUCCAGACCCCCGAGAAUGCCCCGCGUCUUUUCGAUCUUGUCAAGCCCAAAGAUGACAAGUUCCGGCCAGCCUUUUACCAUGCUCUCCAGGACACGCUAGUGGCCAAGGACUUAGCGCAGGCGAACCGCAUCGCCUACGGUGCUAAGAGGUGGCGCGUCGUUACCCUUGCCGGUGAGCUGAUUGACAAGUCGGGUACCAUGUCGGGUGGCGGUACCACGGUCAAGAAGGGACUCAUGUCCUCCAAGCUCGUAGCCGAUACCACCAAGGAGCAGGUCUCCAAGCUGGAAGCGGACCGGGAUUCAUUGGAGCAAACGUUCCAGGAGUUUCAGGAGCGCCAGCGAGAACUCGAGGCUCGCAUUCGGUCUCUCAAAGAGCAGAUCCCGGAGCUUGACACCAGGAUGCAAAAGAUUAAUCUGGAGGUGGAGAGCUCGCAGAGAAAUCUCGCCGAUGCCCACCGCAGAGUCAAGGAACUUAGCCGCGAGCAUCAGCCUUCCAAGACCGACGACAGCCGCGUUGUUACGCUCGAGAAGGAGAUUGCUAAGCUCAACAGGGAGAUCGAGAAACUCCACGGCGAGACGUCAAGUGUGGAGGACGAGAUCAAGACGCUCCAGGACAAGAUCAUGGAAGUUGGCGGCGAGAAGCUCCGCACCCAGAGGGCCAAGGUGGAUGCGCUCAAGGAGGAGAUUUCCUCGCAGAACGAGGAAAUGUCCAACGCCGAGGUCCGUAAGGCGAAGGCGGAGAAGCAAAAGGUGAAGCUCGCCAAAGACCACGCAAAGGCUUCCAAGGAGCUCGAAGCAGCCAUCCAUGAAUCCGAGAAGCUCGAGGAUGAGAUCCAAAACCAAGGAGAUAAAGCUGGAGACUUCAAGACCAGAGUCGAAGAGGCGAAGAAGGCCCUGACAGCUAAGAAGGAGGAGCUGGCCGAGGUGAAAUCGGAACUUGACGAGAAGACGGCCGAGCUCAACGAAACCCGCGCAGCUGAGAUUGAGAUGCGGAAUAAGCUCGAGGAGAACCAAAAGGUCCUUGCGGACAACCAGAGGAAACGGUACCAUUGGGAGGAGAAGCUGUCGAAAUUGACACUCCAAAACAUCGCUGAUCUAGAGAGCGCGGGCAGCUCCGCACCUCCUGCGGCGGCUCCCCAAGCUGCUCAGGACGAAGAUGAGGACGUCGAGAUGGGUGAUGCCGACUCCCAAUUACAAGCAGAGGCUGAGGCCGAGGACGUCACCAUGACGCAGUUCACCCACGACCAUCGCCGAUCUGCACCUUUAGAACUCCCACGGUACAGUAAGGACGAGCUUGCGGACAUGAACAAGAAGAACCUCCUGGGCGAGAUUGCCGCGCUCGAGGAGAAGACACAAAAUGUCAACGUCGACCUGGGCGUGCUUGCCGAGUACCGCCGUCGCGUGGAAGAGCACGCCGCCCGGUCAUCGGAUCUUGCAAGCGCCGUCGCGCAGCGUGAUGCGGCCAAGAAGCGGUGCGACGAUCUCCGGAGGUUGCGCCUGGAAGGCUUUAUGGAAGGCUUCAGCACCAUCUCGCUGCGGCUCAAGGAGAUGUAUCAGAUGAUCACUAUGGGCGGCAACGCCGAGCUGGAGCUGGUGGAUUCGCUCGACCCGUUCAGCGAGGGCAUUCUAUUCAGCGUCAUGCCGCCCAAGAAGUCCUGGAAGAACAUCAGUAACCUGUCCGGUGGCGAGAAGACGCUGAGCUCGCUGGCGCUGGUCUUUGCGUUGCACCAUUACAAGCCGACGCCGCUGUACGUCAUGGACGAGAUCGACGCAGCAUUGGAUUUCAGAAAUGUCUCCAUCGUGGCGAAUUACAUCAAGGAGCGCACCAAGAACGCCCAGUUCAUCGUCAUCUCCCUGCGCAACAACAUGUUUGAGCUUGCCGCGCGCCUCGUCGGCGUCUACAAAGUCAACCAUAUGACCAAGAGUGUGACGAUCGACAAUAAGGAUUAUAUUGUCGGGAGGAACCAACAGCAGCACAAUCAGAUGGGUUCGCAAUUUCAUGGGCGUCAGCAGCACAUGCAACAGGUUCGUCCCUUAGGUUCCAUUCUUCCGCAUCGCCCCAGGUGAUGAUCAAAGGGCCCCUUGCAUGCUUUUCUCUUUGUCUUUCUUUCCCUGGUCAACUUCAAUGAAAGAGACUUUGGGGGAAAACAAAGUGAGAUCUGUGCGGUAUUGUUAAUGCUGAGGGUCUGCUUUAGAGUCUUGCUACUCCUAUGUCGGUUAAACCUCCGCGUAACAUGUUUUGAUGUUCUGGUCUGGGAUAUCUCCGGGAGAGGUGGGAGGGCGAAUAUGUCGGCCGCGUGAUGGGUUUUGGUACAGGGUCCGGGUUUCAUAUAGUCUUUGAAGAAGCAUGAGACGCAAAGGAUGAUGAAGGGUGGUGGAUAGAGGGCAUUGGAUGAUGCCCGAUGCCAGCAAGUAACUGUAUGCCGCUAUGAAAUGCUAUAUGUGUAUGCACUGCUCUGCUCUGGGGCCGAAUGUGUUGUAGUUGCUC
Chaetomium strumarium is the source of this 5251-nucleotide messenger RNA. Its product is annotated as RecF/RecN/SMC N terminal domain-containing protein. Gene Ontology annotation, cellular component: condensin complex; chromosome. The transcript is spliced from 2 exons. Gene Ontology annotation, molecular function: ATP binding; protein binding; ATP hydrolysis activity. The coding region runs from base 148 to 4830 and encodes 1560 amino acids. Lineage: Eukaryota; Fungi; Ascomycota; Sordariomycetes; Sordariales; Chaetomiaceae. The record is from RefSeq and is a predicted model, not a curated record. Gene Ontology annotation, biological process: mitotic chromosome condensation.